Molecule: messenger RNA, 890 nt
Organism: Gracilinanus agilis (Agile Gracile Mouse Opossum)
Lineage: Eukaryota; Metazoa; Chordata; Mammalia; Didelphimorphia; Didelphidae
Gene: TTC9B
Product: tetratricopeptide repeat domain 9B
Exons: 3
Coding region: 1-681 (226 amino acids)
Molecular function (GO): protein binding
Source: RefSeq, a predicted model, not a curated record
AUGCAGUGCGGUGCGCUGUCCCCGGUGCUGAUGCUGAGCGCAGCCCCUGAGCCACCGCCUCGUCCGCCGCCCUCCCGCUCCCCACCAGGCCCCGGCCCCCGCCAUGGCCCGGGCCUGGAGGCCUCGGGAGGCUCAGGUGGGGGAGCCCUGGAAAGCAGUCUGCGGGCUGCCGUGGCGUUCAAGGCCGAGGGCCAGCGCUGUUACCGGGAGAAGAAGUUCCGCGAGGCGAUUGGCAAGUAUCACCGGGCGCUGCUGCAGCUGAAAGCGGCGCAGGGCUCCCGCCAGCCCGACCCGGGCCCCAGCCCCGCGCCCCCGCGCCUCAGUGAGGAGCAGAGGCGCCUCAUGGAGAGCACGGAGGUGGAGUGCUAUGACAGCCUCACUGCGUGUCUGCUGCAGUCCGAGCUGGUGAACUAUGAGAGGGUGCGGGAGUACUGUUUCAAGGUGCUGGAGAAGCAGCAGGACAACUUCAAGGCCACGUACCGGGCGGGUAUCGCCUUCUACCAUCUGGGCGACUACAGCCGUGCCCUGCGUUACCUGCAGGAGGCCCGGAGCCGGGAACCCACAGACACCAACGUCCUUCGCUACAUCCAGCUGACCCAGCUGAGGAUGAGCCGCUGCAGCCGAGAGCGAGAAGGUGGCAGCAGCGGCGGGCCCGGCCGCGCUCGGGACGUGAUUGGCUGAUCCGCCCAGGCCCGUGUCGCGUGCUUUAGUGGGAGGCUCGGGACUCCGACCCGGGAGGGGCGGGGGAAAGGUCGGAGCUGGCUGCCGAGGCCAAAUCCCGCUUUUGCCCCGCCUCCUCGGCCCCUGGCUGCCCCACCCCCCACCCCCCACCCCGCGGGGCUGCGGCGGGGCACCCCAGACAAUAAAGUGAGAGAAUAAACUGCGACCCA